Messenger RNA from Coccinella septempunctata (seven-spotted ladybird), 1619 nucleotides. RefSeq names its product exodeoxyribonuclease (gene Rrp1). NCBI's taxonomy places the organism in Eukaryota, Metazoa, Arthropoda, Insecta, Coleoptera, Coccinellidae. Gene Ontology annotation, molecular function: DNA binding; phosphoric diester hydrolase activity; double-stranded DNA 3'-5' DNA exonuclease activity. The coding region runs from base 433 to 1578 and encodes 381 amino acids. The transcript has 4 exons. Gene Ontology annotation, cellular component: nucleus. Gene Ontology annotation, biological process: base-excision repair. The record is from RefSeq and is a predicted model, not a curated record.
UGUCAAAAAUGACAGAAUAAAAAAUUUCUCUGUGGUACAAUUUUUCGAAAUUCAAAAUUUUUGUUUAUUAAUUCAGCCUAUUUUUUUCCCAAGGGAUAACGAUUAAUGGUGAAAUAAGUAGAUUGAGCAUGGUCAAUUAGUUCAAAUUAUCAUCAUCGAUGACUUUCCCAUGUUUCCACGAAAGUUGUUUUGUUCAUUUUCCCGCCAUUCUCCAACAGCGGUUCUGCUACUAAUCAAUGAAUGCAAAGGGGUUGUUUUCGAAAAAAAGUUCCACCAGCCGUUAAUUCACCAUUUGAAUGAAAUCAGUUAUUGUAAUCAAUUUUGGAAGAGGUUAGAAAUUCCAGAAUCAAGUUUGUGAAUUCAACAGCUAAGAUAUCAUUUCUUUUUACCAGUGGCAGAAUAUCGUUGAAGCAAAAUCGAAUAAGCAGAAUAAUGCCCCCUAAAAGAAAACCCGCCAAUAAAGAAAGUAGGGUAGAAGAGGAGCCACCAAAGAAAAGAGGCAGGGUUAGGAAAUAUGAUCAAACGGAACAGGAAGAUGAAGAUGCUAAGGAAAAACCAAUUGAGAAAAAGCGGAAAUUAGCCAAAUCUGAAAAAAAAGAAACAUCUAAAGAAAAAGAACAGAAAAAUAAGAAGGAUCCAAAGGAAAAAUCUGAAGAAACUGUGGAGAAACAGGACAAGCCUGCCAAAAAACAAACCACUAAAAAUAAAAAGACAACAGAGAAGGAAUCGGUGACUGCCAACACAACAACUACACAGUGGGAUGAAAUUGAUUUCAAAUGCGGAAAAAAGAAUGCCGAGGGUAAAGCUGAAAAUUUCAGAAUAACCUCGUGGAAUGUCGAUGGUAUGAAAGCUUGGCUGAAAAAGGAUGGCCUGAACAUAUUAACUUUCGCUUCACCUGAUAUAUUAUGUCUGCAAGAAACCAGAUGCAAUGUGGACUCCAUACCGUCUGAAAUAGAGAAUUUUCAAGGAUACAAAAAAUAUUGGUGCAGUAGUGAAAAGAAUGGCUAUGCAGGGGUUGGAAUGCUCACCAAGAAAGAACCCAUCAAUGUGAUCUAUGGUAUUGGUGAUGAAGAUCAAGAUGAAGAUGGUAGAAGCAUCACUGCAGAAUUUGACAGCUUUUAUUUAGUAACAGUAUAUGUACCAAAUGCCGGAAGAAAAUUAGUCACCCUGGAUAAACGUUUGAAAUGGAACAAUAUUUUCAAGGAUUUCAUCAAACAACUUGACAAAAAAAAACCAGUGAUAGUAUGUGGAGAUUUGAAUGUGGCACACAAUGAGAUCGACUUAGCCAAUCCGAAACCAAACAUGAGAAAUGCUGGUUUCACUCAGGAAGAACGAGAUGGCAUGACUGAUUUCUUGCAAGAAGGUUUCAUAGACACCUUCAGAGAGUUCUAUCCAGAUAGAAAAGAUGCCUAUACGUUUUGGACCUACAUGAACAAAUCUCGAACGAGGAAUAUUGGUUGGAGGUUAGACUAUUUUCUUGUUUCUGAACGUUUCAAAAAUAAAGUAUGUGAUAGUGUUAUUCAUGAUAAGGUUUAUGGUUCAGAUCAUUGUCCGUUAACAUUGUUUGUGAAUGUUUGAUACUUGUUUUCUGUAUUAUUAAAUAGUUUGAGUUAUCUUUA